Molecule: messenger RNA, 951 nt
Organism: Phasianus colchicus (ring-necked pheasant)
Lineage: Eukaryota; Metazoa; Chordata; Aves; Galliformes; Phasianidae
Source: RefSeq, a predicted model, not a curated record
UCCUCUGGCCCCUCUCCAACAGCUCCCUGUCUUUGUUGUGCUGGGGCUCCAGCCCUGGGCGCAGUGCUGCAGAUGGGCCUCAAAGAGCAGCGCAGAGGGGAACGACCCCCUCCCUGUCCCUGCUGCCAGCCCUGGUCUCUCUCUGCCCCACCAGGCUGCAUACGGAAGCUGGGCAGAAGGAAAGCAGAGCUUUUCCUCUGUGUGCCCGGAGUGCUGGGAGUGCUGGUGGGUGUCAUCCUCAUGUUUUGGAUGCUGUUUGGGACAGUGCGCCCACGUGAGCCGUGCCCACCUGCCCCAGCCUUCUCCCACGUGUGCCCCAAUGGCUGGGUCGGCUUCCAGGGGAAAUGCUAUUAUUUCUCGCACAACGAGAGAGACUGGAACAGCAGCAGGGAGCUCUGCCAGCAACUCGGAGCUGCCCUGGCCACCCUGGACACGGAGGAGGAGGUGGUGAGAGCGGGGGGUGAGCUGCAGUGCCAGCAUGGGGGUGGGAAACCCACACUUGUGGGGCUGCACCAACGGCUCCUGCUGCCCCCAGUUCACUCCACGGCAAAGCCAUGAGAUGCCCCCAGUUCAGCCUGUGCCAGAGCCAUGAGAUGCCCCCAAUUCACUCAGUGCCAAAGCCAUGAGAUGCCCCCAAUUCACUCAGUGCCAAAGCCAUGAGAGGCCCCCAGUUCAGCCUGUGCCAAAGCCAUGAGAGGCCCCCAAUUCAGCCCGUGCCAAAGCCAUGAGAUGCCCCCAAUUCACUCAGUGCCAAAGCCAUGAGAGGCCCCCAAUUCAGCCCGUGCCAAAGCCAUGAGAUGCCCCCAAUUCACUCCGUGCCAAAGCCAUGAGAUGCCCCCAGUUCACCCCAGGGCAAAGCCAUGAGAGGCCCCCAAUUCAGCCUGUGCCAAAGCCAUGAGAAGCCCCCAAUUCACCCCAUGCCAAAGCCACGAGGAGAUGCCUUUGGGAAAG